Messenger RNA from Coturnix japonica (Japanese quail), 1179 nucleotides. The record is from RefSeq and is a predicted model, not a curated record. NCBI's taxonomy places the organism in Eukaryota, Metazoa, Chordata, Aves, Galliformes, Phasianidae.
GGCUGGCGAGGCUUAAAACGGAGGUGGGUAGGGGUGUGCCGUAAUGCUGCGGCUGUGAUAGCGUUGCUGAGCCGCGCGGUGUUUGCGGCAGCAGCCGUGGCUGUGAUGUGGUCCAUGGGAUGCGGUGCCAUUUUAUGGAGGAGUGCUUCAGUUGCACUGUUGCCAACCGCUUCUACCAGAUGCUGGAGGACGAAUCGGACCCCUUCGACAACCUCCGCGAGGCCGACCGCUGCCAGCAGCAACGCAGAAACCUCAACAAAGUGGUGACCCGCCGGGGCGGCCCCAGUGGCAGAGGGUGUGCCACGAGGAGGGAGCCCCUGAAGCGGCGCAAACAGCUCGGUGCUCCGGCGCCACCGCCGCAGCCCGGUGCGGGACGCUGCGACGCGGCAGAGUGGCGGCGUCUCAGCGGCGUGGGGACGGGUUCGAGCGGCGCCGCCUCGGCUGGUGGCGGCGGGCAGGAUGCGAUCCGGAUGGAGCUGACUUCUCCUAUGGAAGCAACUGCAAAAACAGCCAAGUCUCCAGGGAUGUCUGAAGAAAAACCUCUAAACAAAGUUGCUGAAGGGAAACCAAUGGAAGAAUUAGUUCAAGAAAUGAUGUUAGAUGAAUGGAAAAGUCUUCAGCAAAAGAAUUGGCCAAAGCAUUAAUUCAAUAUCUGGAGGUCAGAAUCCACUGUUCCUACCAAAGCAGUGGUGAUUCACAAGUCAGAAUAUUGCGAUGAUAUACAAAAGGGAGAGCUUGAAGAUGAUUACCAUAUUUUUCAAAGGGCAGUGAAUGACAUAACACCUCAGCUGGGAGCUGUCUUGGACAGAGUGACCAUGAAAUGAUAGAUUUCUUGAUUCAUGGUGGAGCCUGGAGGGGGAAUAGUAAAACUGCUACCCUGGACUUCCGUAGGGUGGACUGUGAAUUAUUUAAGAGACUCGUAGGGGUAGUACCCUGGCAUUCAGUCUUAGGGAGUAAAGGGGUCCAAGAGUGCUGGUUGCUCUUCAAGAAGGAAGUCUUAAGGGCGCAGGAGCAGGCAGUCCCUCUGAGCCGCAAAAAUGAGCCAGCGGGGAAGAAGACUGGCGUGGAUGAAUAGGGAGCUGUUAUUGAGGCUCCAUGAGAAAAAGAGAAUCUACCGCCUGUGGAAGGAGGGACAGGCAACUGAGAAUGAAUACAAGGAAGUCAUUAGGAUGUGUAGAG